CUCUAUCUCACCGACCAUCAUCAUGUAUUUUCUUAUAGUCACAUAUUUGCUCGAUACAACAUGAUCAAAACGCCGUUUAUUGCUGUAUUAUUGAUUAUCGCUGCACAAAGUCAAGAUCCUCAGUGUUGUCAUAAUGUGAAUAGCCACCCAGAAUGUCAGGAAGUUUGCGACCAGAUGGCAUUAGAAACGAGCCAUACUGGAAGACAGCGUCAUGUAACCAAUCUACGCACACACUGCCCUUUGACAUUGGGUAUAUUUUGGCAUUGUAUAAACUCUACUGCAUCGGAUAUAUGGUCUGAUGACAGUACCUGGUAUGGUCAACGUUGUUGUAGUGAAGCUAGGAAUCAAGACUGUGGCCAUGCAUGUCAAAGAGCUUUAUCAACAGCAGAUAUUAUGGAUUCUUGUUCAGUUGGUAUUGAGGGAGCCAUCUUUGAUUGUCUUGCCAGAUAUGAAAGUCAACAAAGUUGUUGUAGUCAGGCACCAGCUGGUUCAUAUUGUCGAAGUAAAUGCCUUAUGAUAUAUGAAUUAGAUAACCCAAGUUCAGAAGAUGAGUUGACAAUUAACAGAUAUUGCGGAGGAGGUGAAGGUUACGUACAAGUUCAGCAAUGUGUGCAUAAUUACACAACAUCUUUACCUGUCAGAGACCCUACAGAAAGUUUACAUUGUUGUGAGUAUGCUAGCGAUGUAGCAUGCAAGGACACGUGUCGUAACGUUCUACAAACAAUGUCUAGGGAUAGUGACAUCAUGGAUGGUUUAACGCAAACAUGUGGUUUACCGCUACCACAGAAUCCAUUGUGGAAAUGUUUUCUUUGGAAUUCAGGAAAUAAUGAUCAAGAAGAAGAUAAUGGUUUAUUAACAAAUUCAGCAUUAGAUGGUGCUCACUUGGAAUGCUGUUUUAAAGCAUUUUCUCACACGUGUCGAGACUUGUGUGUAAAGUUAUAUACACAAAAUGGAGCUAAUUCAAAUGAAUUUGACGAGCAUUGCCAGUAUCAACCUGCUGAGACAAACUUAUUACAGUGUCUGGCUGAUGUACAAGAGCCAUGUCAGUUAGGGUGCAGUGGUUUAAAUUAUUGCAGUAAUUUCAAUGGAAGACCAACAGAUUUUUUCCGAAGUUGUACGGCAAGAUCUGAUCGAGGAGCUGAGGAUGAUAUUAAUUUGUGGCAGAAUGGCAAAAUUGAAAUGCCAUUUUUAGAUAUUCCAGUACUAGAUAUUAAUUCCUGUGAACCUGCAAUGUGGAAAGCUAUUGCGUGUACAUUACAAAUAAAGCCAUGCCAUAGUAAAUCCCAUGUUAACAUGAUAUGCAAGUCAGACUGUAUUGCAAUACUUGGAAAGUGUUUAGAUGUCUCAAGGCUAAAGAGAGAUGAAACGGCAGAAAGUUUAUGUACAAUGCUGUCUCCUAAUGAUGAGACAACACCCUGUAUAUCAUUGAGCCAAUAUCUAGAACCAAGUAGUCAUGGAGCAAGAAUGCAUGAAGUCUCAAUUCCAUGCCAUAAUAAUCCCUGCAAAAAUGAAAGUUUAUCUUUACAUGAACUAUGUAGUAUCAACCGGGGAUCCUGCAGUUAUAAUGAUGUAUGUCUUGAUUAUAUGUGCCACGAAGGUUGUAAACUUGGUGAUGGAUCUGAUUUCUUGGUUCCACAAGGCAGUUUUGUGAAUAUUGCUGAUGCACCAUCAAUGGAUCAGGCCUGUUAUAAAGUUUGCAAAUGUGGGCAUAGUAACAUAUUAGAAGACUGUCAGGCAAUGAAAUGUAUUUCAACACAACCUUGUAAAGAAGGUGGACAAAUUAAAGAUCACCACACUCACUUCCAUGUGGAUUGCAAUACAUGUUCUUGUUAUGCUGGUGAGUUGAUCUGUUCACUAAGGCAGUGUUUAUCUGAUGAAAGCACUGCGGAAGAAAGAAGACGAUUUACAGGUCUACCAUGUGAUAGUGCCGAUGAUUUUUUACCUGUCUGCGCUGUGAAUGGUAGGACAUAUCCAAAUGCACAAAUUGCAAAAUGCAUUGGUUUUGAUGAUAACUAUUUUGAGAUUGGUACGUGUAUAUCCAAGGACUCUUGUCAUCCCAAUCCAUGCUUAUCGGAUGAACAAUGUAUAUCACACAAACAAGUAUGUUUACAAUCCACUGAAUGUAAACAGUAUGUAUGUGGUCAUGAUUACAACACACUAGGUUUACCUAGGUUAAUAAGGGAUAAUUCAGGUUAA
Saccoglossus kowalevskii is the source of this 2196-nucleotide messenger RNA. Its product is annotated as reversion-inducing cysteine-rich protein with Kazal motifs-like. Lineage: Eukaryota; Metazoa; Hemichordata; Enteropneusta; Harrimaniidae. The record is from RefSeq and is a predicted model, not a curated record. Gene Ontology annotation, molecular function: protein binding; metalloendopeptidase inhibitor activity. Gene Ontology annotation, cellular component: plasma membrane. Gene Ontology annotation, biological process: extracellular matrix organization.